Molecule: messenger RNA, 1173 nt
Organism: Cokeromyces recurvatus
Lineage: Eukaryota; Fungi; Mucoromycota; Mucoromycetes; Mucorales; Mucoraceae
Product: nuclear pore protein 84/107
Exons: 6
Coding region: 1-1173 (390 amino acids)
Cellular component (GO): nuclear pore
Molecular function (GO): structural constituent of nuclear pore
Source: RefSeq, a predicted model, not a curated record
AUGGAGCAUUAUAAAAGAGUCUUUUUUGAAGCCAUUGGGGGUAGAACAGAGUACUUGUACGAAUAUAAAUGUGAUACUUGGGAAGAUGUUAUUUGGACUUACUUAAAUAGCCGUGUAGAGGAUUUAAUGGAUGUACAAGAAGGUUUAGUAGAGGAUAACAGCUUGACUAUUUUGACUGAAGAUGUUAGAAAUUAUGCUUCAUCUAAAGACCUUAUUAUGAAUAAAGAUGAUCCGAGGAUUUUAUUUCAUUAUAUUCAAGCGGCUAUUUUAUCUAAUUCAUCUCAAGAUGUUAUUAAACAUAUUUGCCAAGCAUUAGUUCAUAAUGAAUCUGAUAAAACAUUAAAUCCACGUAUAUAUAUAAGUGAUGAUGUAAAUCAUCGAGAAUUAAUUUUGAGAUUCAUUUCUACAUUGAUUUUAUAUGGAUGCAGGUUUUUAGAUUGGCAGGAAAAUAUAUAUACAGCUGCUAUUUUAUCUGCUUAUGGUGAAUUAAAUGCUAAUCCUAUCGUUAUCCGGCCCCUUGUUAUCGCAACCAUCGCCUCUGAACGUGCUCCAGAAUAUCAUAUUCCCUUCUAUUCACACUUUCUUCAAAAUUUUGAGGGCGAUGAUGAUGAAUGCGCUAUUCUUAUACAACUUGGAAAAGAAUACAAUCUUCAUAUAUCAGACAUUUUACAGUAUACACAUACCCAACUUUUCAAAAAGGCAACACAUAUUAGAAUGGUGGAUGUAGUGAAGACAGAUAGUCCUACGCUUGAAUUAUCAGGAAAAGAGAGCGAUGAAUAUCAACUAUUUUUUAGAGCACUCAAUUGGUUAAUGUUGGAUGAAGGACAAUGUGUUUCGGCUUUCCAAGCAGCCAACAUGACGAUUCGCUAUUUCUUGGGUGCAUGUAAAGUCUAUUUAGCAAAACAAGUCCUGAAUUUAUUUUCAAAGCCUCUCUUCCAAAGGAUACAUAGUGAAACUAUAAAAAACAAAAGUAUAUUAAAAAUCGUACAAGAAUACAAAGCAAACUUAAAACUGGUAGAUGCAUUCUUUGACUUUGAAAGAUGGGAAAAAUGGGUGCAAAAUAGGCCAGAAGAAGGUGAAAGUCCACGAGAACUUGUCAAGUUUUUUGAAUGGCGAAAUGAAGCAGAGGUAAAAGACACAUUUAUAGUCUUGUCUACAGGAUGCAUGAGUUAA